AUGGCCACCCUCGAGUUGCAGAGGCCACAGCGCCCAGCUGCUCUGGCUACGACACGUCGCUCCCCUUCCACAUCAAACACACCCCUCACUCCUUCUUCUCCCACCAUCAUCCGUACCUCGCAAUUCAUUCUUCUUCCAUCGGUUCCCACUCACGAACCAGAAGACAAUCUACCCAGCCCACAAGCAUUGCAACAGCAGUUCGCUCUUGCAGCUCAGACCGACGCAGCAGCACGACGUAGCAGAGCCAACUCCCUCCGACAGGGCUCUUCAUCCGACGAACCAUGUACAGCAACAAGCUCACGCAGCGAGCUCUCACAUCACAUUAGCAACAACAUCAUCGCACACCACAGUGACAACGAAGAUCAGCUGGAAGAGAUGGCAGACCCCACUGAAACUGCCGCUUUCGACUACGAUCCAGCAGCGGCUCACAAUGCGAUUCGUGAUGUUCGCAACCAGCAGCUCGAGUCGCUUCAGCGCAUCCUUCACUCGAUCGCCCAGACGCACUUCGAGCAUGCUUCUUCAUCAACCGCACCUCACUCGGAAAUCACACAGAUCCUCGAUGACAUGUUUGCCUCCUUGCGUCGCAUCGGUGGUCACAAUGCUCCAUUGUCACCCACCUUUGCCCGAUCAGCACUUGCCAAUCAGAGCGGCUUCAACCAGAUCUCUGACCUCCAACGUCUCGUCUUGCUCGUAGACCGGUUCACGCUGGCCGUGGGCAACAUCGAGGAUGCUCGCCAGGCAGGUCUCUUGCUUAACCUCAACACACUCACCCAUGGUCUCGUCCAGUCGGACCGUCGUAUGGCUCGCGCUGCAGUCGAAAGCCCACCACGAACACCAAGGACGCUCCACUGGUCCGAAUCUUUGCAUCGUCGUCGUCGUUCCUCGUACCAGCCUUCACAACAACAACAACAACAACAACAACAACAACAACAACAACAACAACAACAACAACAACAACAACAACAACAACAACAGCAGCAGCAGCAGCACUACUCGCAAUCGCAGCACUCUCCACGGUCGAGCACCUUCAUGUCCGAGCCACGUCGGUCAUGGAGCUCGCACGGCACUCUGCCCACCUCAUCCGAUGAAGCUCUCGUCGAAUUGCAGCAGAAGGAGGCGGACGCCACCAAGGCAAAGCGAUCCGAGCUGCUCGCCGAGGCUGGUUUGCUCUCCUCUGUGCCCGAGCAGCAGCACAUCGAUCCGUCGGUCUUUGACAUGGCUACUGUUUGCCAAUCUCCCAGCACUACGAUGCCUUCCACUUUCUCCAUCGAGACGCUGUACGCUCGUCAGCCUCCGGUCUCUGGUCUUGUCGCUCCACAGUCGCCUCGCUCUGACCAGGCAUCGCGCGCCGCUUCGGUGGGUGAAAAGUCGGACUCGACUGCUUUAUUCAACCGCAAACGCUUCUCUGUGCAGACCGACAGCGCUUCCAGCACAUUGUUGCCUGGCUACUCUUACCAUGCCCCUGGCUACCAUGCCUCUGGCUACCAUGCUGUCAGCUAUGCUUCGCAGGGCGACAAGAAGACUGCUGCUCGCCUUGCUGAUCAGGAAGCUGAUACUACUGGCGUCGAGACACCCGACUCGGAUGACUUGCCUGGGUACGAUGGCCCUUCGAGCGCUUUCGCCAGCGACUCGAAAAAGGCGCUCGAGACACCGACUUUGCUCGAGCGACGUCGUUCCAAGCUCGCAGCUCAGCACAGCGCCUAUGCUGCUCGCACUCCCGAGGACUUGGCAAUGGUGCAGAGCUCUAUCGACCGCAUGUCAACUGUCAUGCCUCAGCUCGACAACCAGCGUGCCCUCUUGCCCGAGCAGCAGCGCGAGGCACAGCUCAACCAGAUGAUUGGCCGUCUUGCCGACUCGAAUGCAAAGCGUCUCAACGACCAACGCAGCAAUCCGCCCAGCUUCAAGCCUUCUCGACCCGCUCCUUCGCCACGCAUUCAAGUGGAGCGAACCGCUUCGCCAGCCAAGAUGCCCAGGCCUGCCAUGGUCCAAGUCUCGCGCAAGGUCAUGACGGCGCAGCCCGAGUCCGAGAUGCCUGCUACGCUCACUAGGCCUUGCUCGCAGCACAGUGGCUCGAUCCACUCUCGAAUCGGGUCAUCGCUGCUUCCCAGUGCGUUGAAUCGCAAGCUGUCGAUUGCUAGCAUUGGUAACGCUCUGCGACGUGCUUCCCUCUACGACACUACCAAGGUCAAGCCCAAGGAAAUGCCUGAGCUGCACGACAGCCAUGCUAUGCCACCAAGCCAGGCCAGCACUGUUCAUCGCAGUGCUGCUACUCAGCACUCGCGCAGCAAAUCGGACAUCGCUGAAACCCUUACAAGUCUCUUCAAUGAGGGCUCGGCACGCAUCAACGGCACGAACGACACCAGUGCAAGUCGUCUGGCAGCUCAGACUGGAUUUCGAGCCAUAGACUUUGCCGACGACACUCCUCGUGGACGUGAUGCCAGCCUCAAUCCCCGCGUUAGUGUCGAAGAGAAAGAUGACAGCAUGCUCGACAACUACAGCUUUUCCAAAGUCGAGGCCAAGGACUCAAACCACAGGUUUUCAGUCAUCUCGACAGCGCCUGACUCGCCACGCAGUCCUGUCAGUAUGAUGAGCAGCGGUAGCAGUCACACUUGUUCUCGUCGCAGCUCGCAGAUGCUAGGUUCAAACCCAGCUACUCGGACAUGGCCCAAGUCUCCCUUGACGUCCAUCUCGCCCGUCGCGCCAAAGAAGGCCACCAAGACUACGGCCACCUUUGCAGCUGAUACCCUCGCGCCACCUCCAUCCGAUACAUCACAAGCCGCUUGGUCACGGUCGCAACUGAGAGAGAAUGGUCUCUCGCCUCUUGGUCCAGGUAAGUCUUCAGGCGUCCCUGCUUCUGCUUGCCUCGUGCCUCUUGACUCUUUUGGCUGUGCUUCCGCUUCUACCUCUGUCCCUGCUGCUGCUACCAGUGCCUUUGCUGGUGGUCGCAACGACUUGAUCGUCUACUCUUUGACUGGCAUCAAGUAUUCGGCUCUCUCUCGUAACAAUGCCGCUGACAAGGACCCUGUCUCUGCUACUAUCACUGCUGCUCCUCCAUCGCUCCAGUCUAAACUCGAUCUGGGAAUCGAGUACUUUGCCGAAGCUCAACAUACUCUAGGAAGCAUCUCGGUGCUCCUUUGGACUCGUACUCAAGCCCCUUCACCACAUCCAUCACACACGGAUAAGGUGCAGUUGGAUUAUACGCUCGUCGAAGAGCAAGAGGGACAGAGUUGGACAUUGCAUGUCACACCGGUUGAUGCGAAUGUGAAUCUUCACGUUGUUUCUUGCGCGAGUGAAAGCUCGAGUGAGAAUGAACGCAAAAGCAGCAGCGGUAGUGGUGCCGGCAGUGGCGGCGGCAGAGGCGAGAAGUGGAAGCUAAGCAGUGAUCACGUGAGCUCCCCUGCCAGCAGCGGUAGUGGGGGAGUGCGCAUUCAGCUGGCGGCUGCAGCAACCUGGCCGCAGUCUGGCAGAAUCUCUCUUGCUCUCGGCGGAGCAGUUCUCCAGUAA
This is a messenger RNA of Ustilago hordei, 3504 nucleotides long. RefSeq lists its product as uncharacterized. The record is from RefSeq and is a predicted model, not a curated record. NCBI's taxonomy places the organism in Eukaryota, Fungi, Basidiomycota, Ustilaginomycetes, Ustilaginales, Ustilaginaceae. Bases 1 to 3504 code for a protein of 1167 amino acids. The transcript has 2 exons.